Messenger RNA from Penicillium olsonii, 1188 nucleotides. Lineage: Eukaryota; Fungi; Ascomycota; Eurotiomycetes; Eurotiales; Aspergillaceae. The record is from the annotation of a GenBank genome assembly.
AUGGGUAUCAAGCAUCUGUAUCAGGUUAUCUCCGAAAACGCCCCCGAUGCGAUCAAAACGGGCGAGAUCAAGAACCACUUUGGCCGCAAGGUCGCCAUUGAUGCGUCCAUGAGCAUUUACAGUUUCCUGAUCGCCGUUCGCUCGGAAGGUCAACAGCUCAUGAGUGAGUCCGGAGAGACCACUUCCCACUUGAUGGGCAUGUUCUACCGCACGCUACGAAUGGUGGACAACGGCAUCAAGCCUCUUUACGUUUUCGACGGUGCCCCACCGAAGCUCAAGUCUGGCGAAUUGGCAAAGCGUGUUGCGCGCAAGGCGGAAGCUCACGAAGCCCACGAGGAGGCCAAGGAAACCGGUACGGCGGAAGACAUUGAAAAGUUCUCCCGCCGAACGGUCCGCGUUACCCGGGAGCACAAUGCGGAGUGCAAGAAGCUUCUCGAGCUGAUGGGAAUCCCUUACAUCAAUGCGCCGACGGAGGCUGAGGCACAGUGCGCUGUUCUGGCGCGUGCAGGCAAGGUUUAUGGAGCUGCGUCCGAGGAUAUGGAUACCCUAUGCUUCGAGUCGCCUAUCCUUCUGCGCCACCUCACCUUCAGUGAGCAGCGCAAGGAGCCCAUUCAGGAAAUCCACCUGGACCGGGCGCUGGAGGGUCUGAACAUGGAUCGUGCACAGUUUAUUGAUCUUUGUAUUCUACUGGGUUGUGACUACCUGGAGCCCAUCCCCAAGGUGGGAGCCCACACUGCCCUCAAUCUCAUCAAAGAACACAAGUCCCUUGAGAAGGUCCUUGAGUUCAUGAAGAACGACCCGAAGCAGAAGUUUGUCGUCCCCGAGGACUGGCCAUACCAAGAUGCACGGGACCUUUUCACCGAUCCGGACGUCCGUGCUGCAGACCACCCCGACUGUGACUUUAAGUGGGAUGCCCCCAACAUUGAAGGCCUGAUUGAUUUCUUGGUCAAGGACAAGGGAUUCAACGAAGACCGUGUGCGCAACGGUGCGGCGCGCCUCUCCAAGCACCUGAAGACCGCUCAACAGUCCCGGCUGGAGGGAUUCUUCAAGCCCGUCGCUAAGACCGAUGACGAAAAGGCAUCCCUCAAGCGCAAGCAUGAUGAAAAGCUCCAGCAGCAGAAAAAGAAAAAGAAGGAUGAUGCGAAGGCGAAGAAAGAUGCCAAAUCUAAGCCUCGCGGGGCGGGGUAG